GAGAAGAAAACUUGCUGGCAAUUUUGAAAAGGAGAUGGUGGAAGUACAUGAUCCUGGGGAUAAUAGAUAUAGAAGCCAAUUACCUGGUAGUCAAAGCUUAUCAAUACACCACUCUUACUAGUGUACAGCUCCUAGACUGUUUUGUCAUCCCAGUGGUGAUACUGCUCUCCUGGUUCUUCUUAAUGGUACGAUACAAGGCAGUACAUUUCAUUGGGAUUGUGGUCUGCAUUCUGGGCAUGGGCUGCAUGGCAGGAGCAGAUGUCCUCGUUGGGAGACAGCAAGGAGCGGGUGAAAAUAAACUGAUAGGGGAUCUCUUAGUACUGGGCGGAGCAACACUAUACGGCAUCUCCAAUGUUUGUGAGGAGUAUAUUGUCCGAAAUCUGAGUCGAGUGGAAUUCCUGGGCAUGAUCGGACUCUUUGGCUCCUUCUUCAGUGGAAUCCAACUUGCAAUCAUGGAACACAAAGAGCUCUUGAAAGUUCCCUGGGAUUGGCAAAUAGGCUUGUUGUAUGUUGGCUUCAGCGCCUGUAUGUUUGGCCUCUAUAGCUUUAUGCCAGUGGUCAUAAAGAAAACCAGUGCUACUGCUGUCAACCUCUCCCUGCUCACGGCUGAUCUGUACAGCCUCUUCUGUGGAUUAUUCCUCUUCCAUUACAAGUUUUCAGGACUUUACUUGUUGUCAUUCUUCACUAUCCUUGUUGGGCUGGUGCUCUACUCCUCCACAUCCACCUACGUAGCCCAGGAUCCUCGAGUGUACAAGCAAUUUCGAAACCCUUCAGGACCUGUUGUAGACCUGCCAGCCACUGGCCAGCUGGAACCGUCGGUAACAUACACCAGCCUGGGGCAGGAGACAGAAGAGGAGCCUCACGUUAGAGUUGCUUAAUCCCAGGGCUGUUGAUCACCUACUGAUGAUUCAGUGGAGCUCGUAUAUCCAUUAUCUCUGUAUUGUACAUAGAGAAAGGUAUUUACCAGGUGCAGUUACACUGGUAAGCUGCAAGGUAGCAAAUAAGGAAAGCUCAUAAAAAUACAAAUUAAUUGUUCCAGGGUGCUCAUUGCAAGGAGAUGCCAGUCCCUCGUUUACAAAAUGAGCAGCACGUUUGCAAUACAAACUGCUUUAUAUGAAUCAGUUAAUUUCAAACUACCGGUGAAAGAUAUUCAAUAUAUAAGCUGAAAUUACAAAAAAGAAUUCACAGAAGGGUGUUUUUGCACCCACUGAAUGAUAUUAUGCCUAAGCCACAUCAGUUGUGGAAAACCCACCUUUUUAGAGCCAAUACACCUGUGCAGUCACUGUUAAUUUCUUUCUAAGAUUUGUUUGUUUGCACAAAAUAGAUGAGUUACUUGUGGUAGCAAGACCCUGACAUGUUUUUGCUAGCACCUUAGAUUUGGUGAGGGAAAGACAAAGAAUUCAUCUGUGCUAUCUGUCUAGUUGGCCUUUCUAGGUAAUCUGUUCCAUGCAUCCAGAGAAGGGACAACUUACAAUAUCCAUCUCUAUUCUAGGAAUAGGUAUAAGGCGAGCAUUUUAGCCUUUCUAUAUUUGCAGAAGUGAAGUACUCAAGAAUUGACCUCUCUGUGAUCCAUUGGCAGAUUUCCUAGUGGCUGAGGUUCUGCAUCAGGUGACAGGGAGUUAGUUUCUCUCUAGUCGUGACUUAACACAAAUUUCUUACUUUUUAAAUUUUACUCUGUAAAAAGAAGAACACAUUUUCUAGUUUGCUAUGUAUUGUACCUCUCCAUGGUAAGAUGACAAAUCACAUGGAUCAGGACACUUUUAGAUACUCAGCACAUCAGGGGCACCUUCUGCUGUUCCAGUUUGCAUAGUCUCCUGUGGUUCAUUAUUCUAACAAUAGCUAUUUAGAAAUGCAUCCGUUUUUCAGCAAGACCCACAAAUUGUAAAAAUCAGGA
Molecule: messenger RNA, 1894 nt
Organism: Merops nubicus (carmine bee-eater)
Lineage: Eukaryota; Metazoa; Chordata; Aves; Coraciiformes; Meropidae
Gene: SLC35F1
Product: solute carrier family 35, member F1
Exons: 6
Biological process (GO): transmembrane transport
Cellular component (GO): membrane
Molecular function (GO): transmembrane transporter activity
Source: RefSeq, a predicted model, not a curated record